Myotis myotis is the source of this 4876-nucleotide messenger RNA. It is a transcript of the gene GALNT8, whose product is annotated as polypeptide N-acetylgalactosaminyltransferase 8. The transcript has 11 exons. The record is from RefSeq and is a predicted model, not a curated record. Lineage: Eukaryota; Metazoa; Chordata; Mammalia; Chiroptera; Vespertilionidae. Gene Ontology annotation, cellular component: Golgi apparatus. Bases 259 to 2154 code for a protein of 631 amino acids.
CUUUGACUUCUGAGACAGUGCAAGGUGUACCCAGGGAGCCUGCCAGUCACUGGGUGGCUGCCCUGACAUACUCCACACCUGACACUGCUCAGGGAGAAGCCAGGCAGCCUGUGCCAGCUUUCCAGUCGGAGAACAUCUGGUUCGGCAGGCAGGGUGUCAUCUCUGCACCCAGGAGACCAGGCGCGGCUGAUUCUGAUCCUUAGCUUCCCGAGCAGCGACACUCAGCCCCGCAGGGAGCGGCCGAGCCGGAGUAGGAGUAUGAUGCUCAGGAGACAUCUCUGCAAAGUUCUCUGCAUUGGGCUGACUCUCCUUAUUGUCUACAAUCUCCUCCUGGUAGUUUAUACCAAGAUGACUUUACAAAAGUUGAUUCUGGGUGGUGUCCAAAAGGAGCUUCACUUCCCUCUGUCUGAAUGGAACGAGACGGUGAUAAAGAAACUUUCUCACCUGGAGUUGGAGUUGCAGCAUCUGCAAGAAAAUAUGAAAUUGGCUAUGAAGCAACAAGAAAAUGUGGACAAAACACUGAAGAGGAUGAGAGAUGAACAACCUGUUCAAAAGGCAGUGGAAGCCAAGGCAAGCGAGACAAAGAAACACAGACCCAGAGAGAAACUCUUUCCAGACUCACCACUUUUCAAGCAAUGGGGUGAGGAUCUUUCUGAGGCCCAGCAGAAAAGGGCCCAGGACCUCUUCCAGAAGUUUGGUUACAAUGUUUACCUCAGUAACCUGCUGCCCCUGAACCGGUCCAUCCCAGACACGCGGCAUUCCAGGUGUCUUCAGAAGACAUAUUCUUCACAACUCCCAUCCCUCAGUGUCGUUCUCAUAUUCACGAAUGAAGCUCUGUCCAUUAUACAACGGGCCAUCACCAGUAUCAUCAACCGGACCCCCUCUCAAUUGUUAAAGGAAAUCAUCUUGGUGGACGAUUUUAGCUCAAAUGAACUAAAGGCAAACUUGGAUGAGCUUAUUAAGCUUUAUAACCAGAAGUAUCCAGGACUACUGAAAAUAGUACGGCAUACCAAGAGACAAGGUCUUGCUCAAGCCCGCAACACUGGCAGGGAAACGGCCACAGCUGAAGUGGUAGCCAUCCUGGAUGCUCAUAUUGAAGUGAACGCUGGGUGGGCAGAGCCCAUCUUGGCCCGGAUUCAGGAAGACCACACUGUGAUUGUGUCUCCUGUGUUUGACAAAAUUAACUUUGACACCUUUGAACUAGAAAAGUAUGGAUUGGCAGUUGAUGGGUUUAACUGGGAACUGUGGUGCCGUUAUGAUUCACUGCCAAAGGCCUGGAUUGAUCUGAAUGAUGUCACCGCUCCAGUGAAGAGUCCUUCCAUCAUGGGCAUCCUGGCAGCCAACAGGCUCUUCCUGGGAAAGAUUGGGUCUGUGGAUGGUGGAAUGCUGGUCUAUGGAGGAGAGAAUGUGGAACUUAGUCUGCGGGUGUGGCAGUGUGGGGGGAGAAUUGAGGUUUUGCCCUGCUCCCGGAUUGCUCACAUAGAGAGACAUCACAAGCCCUAUGCCUUGGACCUGACUCCUGCCAUGAAGCGCAAUGCUCUCAGAGUGGCCGAAAUCUGGAUGGAUGAGUACAAAUACAUGGUCUACUUGGCCUGGAACAUACCACUCCAGAACUCUGGAAUCGAUUAUGGAGACAUUUCUUCCAGAAUGGCACUCCGGGAAAACCUGAAAUGUAAAACUUUUGACUGGUAUCUGAAAAAUGUUUAUCCAGUCCUGAAGCCAAUCCACAACAUUGUAGGCUAUGGAAGAAUAAAAAACUCGCUGAGUGAAAAUGACUGCCUGGAUCGGGGCCCUAUUAAGGGCAAGACCCCCAUCAUGUAUUUUUGUAAUGAAUACAGUCCACAGAAAGUCUACUACCAUCUAACCGGGGAGUUGUAUGUGGGAUCGCUGAUUGCAGAGGCAAAUGCCGAGGACUGCUGCCUGACAGACCCUGGCAGUGGGGAGAAUCCCACUUUGGAGCCAUGUUCCAAGGCAGCCCAACAUGGACUGCACAUAUAUUGGGAUUUUAAGCCGGGAAGAGCCCUCAUAAACAGGGCCACCAAACGAUGUCUGGAGUUAAAGAAGGCUUCCAGUUAUUAUAUGCCUGUGCUGCGGCCCUGCACCACACAAGUGUGGACAAUCCAACACACCAUCGGAAACUGGGGGUCCAACUAGCAUCCAGCGAUCCUCAGAGAGCCUAGAUUUGAGACACCAAUUCUUGCCACUGAAUGGCUUCUAUUCCCAAUUCUGUUCAGAGUGCCAGUGGGUGAGAGAAAGAAAAUGUGUGUGUGUGUAUUUACUGUGACUUCCGCCUGUGACACACAGGAUGUGGUAGGGGAGGGCUGUGGAUGUGUCCUGGAGUCCUGGCCGGGGAGAGUAAGGAAACUACAACACUUCACCCCAGCUUCCCUUGGAAUUAUAUAUAUCAAAUGCCAUUCUUGGAAACUCCUUGAAAUAACCACCUUCAUCUGGCUGGCGUGUGGGGGAGAGAACCAGGAGGAUGGAAGAUUAUCUUUGACUUCCACCAGCGCUGGCUGGUCUUCAUUCCUCAUGACUACGGUUGUCAUCUACCCCUCACCUUCUCCUCAUCUGCUCGGAGCUCCGCCGCCUUGGGGCUGCCACACUGCAGAUGCCCAGUCAUCACCGUGGCAGCGAGACGCCUACUCAGGGGCCGCCCACUCUCUGAAGCCAUGUCGCUGCUCCUACUCUCUUUUCUGGGCUGUCCUGAAAGAUACAACAAAUAGACAAGGAAUCUUAGAAAUUCCUGUGUUUAUCCACUCACAGCAGUUUUAUUUGAUUACCCAGUCUCUCCAGUACCAACGAGGUUCCAGAGGCUGAGCGCAGCUCAUCAGCUCUGCACAGUGCAGAGAGAAUGGUGGAGACAUCCAAGUAUCUGGAUCUUUCUCCAAGUAGCUCACACUAUUUAAUAGAUUUGAUUACCCAUUUCCUUCCACAAUCCUGAAAAUUAGAGAAAAUGAGGUUUGAAACGGAGAGGCAUCACUUACUGGGACACAAAGGAAGGACUGUAGGACAAACUUGAAACCAGGACUCCUUACUAACAUCACUGGGUGAGUCCUUUCCCCCAGCUGGCGAGGUGGGAAGACAUGUCCAGGGCAGCCAGUUUGGGCUAGGUUAAAGGAUGGGAGCGGGCUCCAUGGGGGAGGGAAGGUAGAGUGACCGUGUGUGUGUGUGUAUGUAUGUGUGUGUAUGUAUGUGUGUAUGUGUGUGCAUGUGUGUAUGUGUGUGUAUGUAUGUGUGUGCAUGCGUGUGCGUGUGUAUGUGUGUGUCUGUAUGUAUGUGUGUGUAUGUGUGUAUGUGUAUGUGUGUGCGUGUGUUGUGGGCUCAGCUUUCAAGUAUGAACUUAAGGGCCCCUUCUUCAGUGGUCACUUUGACCCCUUGUCUCACAUCAAAGCUCUGUGGGAAUCAUUAAUUUCCCUUUAGACAAUGGGUAAGGAAGACACUGUUAAUUGAGUACAAAAUUAAAUCAGCUAGAAUUUUAAAAAAUAAGCUUUUAGAAGUGUACAAGUCAUAAUUGUACAGCUUGACAACAUUGUCACAGUGAACACGGUGUCAAAAAUGAAAACAAUGCCACAGAUAAGAUUUUAUCAUGAAAAAUUACAGAACAGGAAAAAUGUUAAGCAAAUGUAUAACUUCUAGCUUCUCCCUAGUAAAUUGAAAAAAAAAUGCAAUUCCUAGCAAAGUUUUUCAAAAAGCAUGUGUCCAAUAGGAAAAUAUACAAAAGACACAGUAUCUUAAACAUAUGAAAAGAUGUUUAACAUCACUCAUAGUUAGAGAAAUGCAAAUUAAAACUGUACUGAGAUAAUUUUUCACUUAAAUUGGUGAAAAUUAAAAAGUAUGACAGCACAUUCUGUUGGCAAGAUUAUGAGAAACAGGGAGCCUCACACUGUGAUGUAGGGGUGAUAUAGGGGUACAAGCUGGUUCAGUCCUUUUGGAGAGAUAUUUGGCAGUAUCUAAAAAGAUUAUAUGUACAUUUUAAAUUUGUGCCAAUAAUUCUACUUCAAGGAAUUUACACCUCCGAAAAGAAGAAAAUAGUUACGUACAAAGUAAUUAUUUGAGUGUUGAUAAGUGUUGGAAACAAAAUGUAUGCUCCAACAUCAGAGAGUGGUUGAAUACAUUACCACAGUGGAGUACUAUGCAGCUAUAAAAAGAAGCAGACACAUUUCUUUUGAACUGAUAUGGAGCAAUUUCCAGUGUGAAAAAGGAAAAAUGGCAUCUGUACUAUGUAUCUUUUAGGUAAGAAAUAAGGAAAAGUUAUGCAUGUACCAGUUUAUUUAUGCAAAAUGAAACAUAAAGAUAAAUCAGAAAUGACAUUGCUCACUGAUGGGUGGUGGUUGGAAAUAGUGUGGAAGGAACUGGGGAGGGGGAUAGGGUAGAAUGGUUGUGGGAGGAGUGAUACUUCUCAAAAUAUACAUUUUUUUUAUAGGCCAGGCUUUUAAAACCAUGUUAUAUUUUGUAUGCUCAAACAUACAUACAUAAAACCAGUAGGGAAAGAGGGAAACACAAUGGGAUGCAAACAAACACAAGUGAACCUAACUAUAUUCCUCUAGUUUAAGUGAAUACACACUCAUUCUAACCAUAGUCAGCAUUCAGCCUCCGAUUCUCGAUUCUGAAAUAUUUUCCAGUAAGAGGAAUUAGGGCUCCUUGGAGAUAUCACUAAUUUUAGGCUUGGGGGGCUGGGAUGUUUUGAUGGCGACAUGUCACAAUUUACAGCAGCUAGGCUCAAGGGGUUCCCACUGGUCAGAUCUUCGAUAAUUAAAAGAAUUAAAAUAAAUUAUUUUUAUUCAAUAUACUAGAGGCCUGGUGCAUGGAUUCGUGCACCAUUGGGGUCCCUUGGCCUGGCUUGCACCCUCUCGCAAUUUGGUACCCCUCGGGUGAU